Messenger RNA from Salvelinus fontinalis (brook trout), 3536 nucleotides. RefSeq lists its product as uncharacterized. The record is from RefSeq and is a predicted model, not a curated record. The coding region runs from base 650 to 1687 and encodes 345 amino acids. Gene Ontology annotation, molecular function: oxidoreductase activity. NCBI's taxonomy places the organism in Eukaryota, Metazoa, Chordata, Actinopteri, Salmoniformes, Salmonidae. The transcript is spliced from 11 exons.
UGACGCUUUGAAUGGAGUCGAUUGCGCAAUCAGGGCCUGUAUAAAAGACCAAUGACCGGAAGUACAUUUCUUUUCGUCUCUGCGCCUGACGCACGAUGGACGUCGGACUUGCCUCCUUCCAAGCUGUUGUUUAGCCAGUAAUAUUUCUCCGGUCAUGUUUUUACUCGUUAUAGGUGUUAAAAACAUCAUAAGGUAGUUAAUUUAAACCGUUUUAUAGCAAUUUAUAUCCGUUUAGGGCGAUUUUAUGGCAUUUCUGUGUGACGCACUUCGAGGAGCUGGGCACUUUUCGAGUGCAUGGUGAACGUUAGUGGCCAUUUCGACGGGACAAGAGGACAUCUUUCGACCAAAAGACGAUUAGACCGGAGAAAGGAUUCAUUGCCCAAGAUUCUGAUGGCAGUUCAGCUAAUACAUGCAGAGUGACGAUGGAGACGGGAUGCUGUGUGUUGACACAGACGUGGCAGAACAGCGGGAGAGUUGUAAAGUUAAAGUGAAGUGGACUCAUGAGGAUGAUAAUCUAAAGAUGCUGGUGCACAACUUUGGAAAAGGUGACUGGAAAACUAUCGUCAGCUUUCUACCAGGACGCACAGAGUACCAUAUAUGAAGGCUCUGGAUCCAGAUAUAAUCAAGGGUACUUGGACCAAGGAGGAGGAUGACAAGGAUGGCUCAAGUGCCCAAAGUUACGCUGGCAGGGGGCUUGGAGAUAUGCCGCAUCCUGAACGGCAUGUGGCAGGUAUCAGGUGCUCAUGGUCCGGUGGAUCAUCCCAAAGCAGUGCAGGCGAUGCAAGCCUAUAUUGAUGCUGGGCUAACAACUUUUGACAUGGCAGAUAUCUAUGGACCAGCGGAGGAGAUUUUUGGACACUUCAACAGCCAGCUGAAAUCGAAACUCAGCUAUGAUGCUGCACCAGCCCUGCAGGGUUUGACCAAAUGGGUGCCACGACCUGGACCAAUGGACCGCAAGGUUGUGGAGAAGGCAUUGCAGCGUUCCAUGGACCGUAUGCAGGUGGAUUCUCUGGACUGUGUGCAGUUCCACUGGUGGAACUACAGCGAUAAUAGAUACCUGCAUGCCCUGGGGCACCUGUCUGACCUGCAGCAGGAUGGACUCAUACGAGAGCUGGCCCUCACCAACUUUGACACUCAGAGGCUUGAGGAGAUCACAAACAAAGGGAUCAGAGUCUCCAGUAACCAGGUGCAGUACUCUCUGAUUGACCAGCGGCCCGCUGUUAAGAUGGAGGCGGUCUGCCUGUCUCACGGCAUCCAGCUCCUCACCUAUGGAACUCUGGCUGGUGGUCUACUCUCAGAGCGCUAUCUGGGGAAGGCAGAGCCUACAAGCAGGGUGGAGCUCAACACUGCCUCCCUCAGUAAAUACAAGAAGGUGAUUGAUGGCUGGGGAGGAUGGGGGCUGUUCCAGGAGCUGCUGGUUCUCUUGGGCGGUGUUGCCCAGGGCCACAGCUGCUCCAUUGCCAACGUGGCUACCCGCUACAUUCUGGACCGGCCAGCAGUGGCUGGAGUCAUCGUGGGCUGUCGUCUCGGCGUUGCUGGGGCGGAACACAUCAAGGACAGCCUGCACAGCUGCAGCCCAGAGUUGGAGCUCACGGCGCAAGACCUGCGCACCAUAGACGGCGUGCUGCAGCGCUCGCGUGACCUCAUGAGCCUCAUCGGAGAUUGUGGAGACGAGUACAGGAACUAGAGGAGAAAAGAGAAGAUGGACCAGAGCAUCUGGGUUGGAGGGAAGUUGAGAUGGGGUACUGGAGGAAGAACAUGUAAAUGUGUGAAUAAAUGUGUGUAUAGAUGAUGAUGGGAAGUUAGAGGAUGGCAGGAGUAGAAGGAAAUGUGGUGGGAAGAGAAGGCCUGGGGGGCUGAAACUGAAAAUGACAGAUGGGAGGGGCAUGAGGGGGAAUGACAGCAUGAACUAUGACAGGGCACACAGAUAUACAGCCUUUUACUUUUAUUUUUAAAAAUAGUGUCAACGUGUGAUAAAUGUUACCCUGUACCCAUAUAAUUAAGAAUGUAAUGUAUAUAGCGUCAAUAUGUCUCUGUGUAUGGAAAGGGCUUUUAAGUAAAAUAAGAUAUUGACCUAAAGCAGCUUGUUUAAUUUACAAUACGCACAAUAGUUAUUGAUAGUUUUUGUAAAAAUCCUCUUCCUGUACUCUUUCAUGACAUCCCUUCAGACAAGGAGAAUUUUUUUAUUUCUAUUACAUUACUCAAGAGGGAAAUGUCUCUGUGUUUGAGGUGGUCUGUGGUGGGCCUUUGUUUGCGGUAUGCUGGUGUUGUGUUUGUUUGAGGAUUACUAGGGUGGAAGAUGUGGGUAGACCUGUCUGGCGUACACUGGGAAGAGUUUCACUAGGGAAGUAGAUCAUGGUGGAGUCCUCUGAUGUUCCUUGACAGAGCUAGCUGACUGGCUGUUCACUCAAGGGUCUGGAUAUAUGCAAACAGGAGGGGUCAGAGGAAGAUUUGGGGUGGGGGUAGCACUGAGGGGCAAUUAGAUGACAGGCUAGAAGAUUAGGGGUGGGUGUAGCACUGAGGGGCAAUUAGAUGACAGGCUAGAAGAUUAGGGGUGGGUGCCAGCUGGGGGGCAGGAGCAGGGGUAUUUCGGGGGUCUUUCCAUCUCUUGUAACUGUGGUAAUGAGGCAUUGAUACUGUACAAGAGACAGACGCUCUAAUGAACAUGAUGAUUCCCCCAGACUGCCACUAUCGCAGCUGCUGAAACUAACAGGGAGUGUACCCACAGCCUGGGGUUAAAGGUCAGAUACAAGAUCACAUGUACUCCACUAUGGGGAAACACACUAGGGUAUAGUACAGUACUAUGACAUCCAGUAAAACUACAGUCUCUCACCAAGGGACUGAGUUUAGCCUGCUUCAGUGUGCCUCAGACUAAGGGCUUAAUUCAAUUAGAUCUGCUUGAACCAAUAUCAGCAUAGCAGUUGUUUUGGCAGUGUCGGAGGUGGAACUACAUUAGAGUUGACAAAUCCACAAGUGACUCUUGGAAUUAUACCUACAGUAAAGCAGACAUUGCCUGCAUAGGGUCGUAUUAACAGAAAUCCCAUGCAGCCUUGUUUACAAGUUCAAACAGUGGAAUGUGAGAUUGAAUCUACACGUCCAUUAGGCUGAUAGAAAUCCUCAUUAUUUAGUUGAAUGAUUUUUCGAUUUGAGCGUAAUUAUCUCGUUCUGAACUUCUAAUGUGAGUGGGGCGGGUGUGGCUUAGUGACAAAGAUUUGACGUCUUCAACGCAGUUCCUCCAAAACAUCCGCAUCGCUAUUGUCAGUUAACACUUGAUCUGAUUAAAUCUAGGCCCUAAACACCUUGUUUUCCCCAGCUCAGUGGUCUUCAGGUUAGUGUGACAGCAGCCAUGUGUGGUUGGUAUUAUAUUUCUGUGGUGGGCUACUGUGUAUCUAUCAGCUGUCCUCUCUCUCAUCUUGUUGGAUGACCCUAUGUUUAAAGAGCAUCUCUGUCUGUAGUUUCAUGCACACAUACAUGCUGAUGUGCCCUUGAAUCUUUCAAUAGGCUUUUUAAUUAUUAAAACUCAUGAAAUAUGCACA